Messenger RNA from Peromyscus californicus insignis, 1962 nucleotides. It is a transcript of the gene Alcam, whose product is annotated as activated leukocyte cell adhesion molecule. Gene Ontology annotation, cellular component: plasma membrane. Lineage: Eukaryota; Metazoa; Chordata; Mammalia; Rodentia; Cricetidae. Gene Ontology annotation, biological process: cell adhesion. The coding region runs from base 186 to 1937 and encodes 583 amino acids. The record is from RefSeq and is a predicted model, not a curated record. The transcript has 15 exons.
AGUUGCGUGUGGUGUGGUCUAGACCCGACGGCGCAGCGCCACGAUCCCCGGGGGACCGUGUGUCUAGGAAAACGCCGUUGCCCCUUGAGUCGGGACCCAGGAGCGAGCGGGCCCCGUGGGCCCGGGGACGACGCCCCCUCCUGCGGCGUGGACUUUGUCGGUGGCCCUCGAGGAGGAGGAGGAAUAUGGCACCUAAGGUUUCUCCUUCUGGCCGUCUGGUUUUCUGCCUCUUGAUCUCCGCCGCGGUCCUCAGACCAGGCCUCGGAUGGUACACUGUCAACUCAGCUUAUGGAGACACCAUUGUCAUGCCUUGCCGACUCGAUGUACCUCAGAACCUCAUGUUUGGCAAAUGGAAAUAUGAAAAGCCUGACGGAUCCCCAGUAUUUAUUGCAUUCAGAUCCUCUACAAAGAAAAGUGUGCAGUAUGAUGAUGUACCAGAAUACAAGGACAGAUUGAGCCUCUCAGAAAACUACACUUUGUCUAUCAACAAUGCAAAAAUCCGUGAUGAAAAGAGAUUUGUGUGCAUGCUAGUGACCGAGGACAACGUGUUUGAGGCACCUACACUAGUCAAGGUGUUCAAGCAACCCUCCCAACCUGAAAUUGUAAACAAAGCACCAUAUCUCGAAACAGAGCAGCUAAAAAAGUUAGGUGACUGCAUUUCAAGAGACAGUUACCCAGAUGGCAACAUCACAUGGUACAAGAAUGGGAAAGUUCUGCAACCCCUUAUAGGAGAGGUGGUCAUACUUUUUAAAAAGGAAAUUGAUCCAGUUACUCAGUUGUACACUAUGACUUCAUCCUUGGAGUAUAAGACAACCAAGGCUGACAUACAAAUGCCAUUCACCUGUUCUGUGACAUAUUAUGGGCCCUCAGGCCAGAAGACAAUUCAUUCAGAGCAAGUAGUCUUCGAUAUUUACUAUCCUACUGAGCAGGUGACAAUACAAGUGCUACCACCAAAGAAUGCCAUCAAAGAAGGAGACAACAUCACUCUCCAGUGCUUGGGGAAUGGCAACCCGCCUCCUGAGGAGUUCAUGUUUUACUUACCAGGACAGCCUGAGGGAAUAAGAAGCUCAAACACUUAUACACUGACAGAUGUGAGGCGCAAUGCCACAGGAGACUACAAAUGCUCACUGAUCGACAAAAAAGGCAUGAUCGCUUCAACAGCCAUCACGGUUCACUAUUUGGAUUUAUCCUUAAACCCAAGUGGGGAAGUGACCAAGCAGAUCGGUGAUGCUCUACCUGUGUCAUGCACAAUAUCCGCUAGUAAGAAUGCGACUGUGGUGUGGACGAAAGAUAACAUCAGGCUCCGAUCAAGCCCAUCGUUUUCUAGCCUUCAUUAUCAGGAUGCUGGGAACUACGUCUGCGAAACUGCUCUUCAGGAGGUGGAAGGACUGAAGAAAAGGGAGUCACUGACACUCAUUGUAGAAGGAAAACCCCAAAUCAAAAUGACAAAGAAAACUGACCCCAGCGGACUGUCAAAAACCAUAAUCUGCCAUGUGGAAGGGUUUCCAAAACCAGCGAUACAGUGGACCAUUACCGGAAGUGGAAGCGUCAUAAACCAAGCAAAGGAGUCUCCUUAUAUCAAUGGCAGGUAUUAUAGUAAAAUUAUCAUUUCCCCCGAGGAGAAUGUUACAUUAACUUGCACAGCAGAAAACCAACUGGAGAGAACAGUAAACUCCCUGAAUGUCUCUGCGAUAAGUAUUCCAGAACACGAUGAGGCAGACGAUAUAAGUGAUGAAAACAGAGAAAAGGUGAAUGACCAGGCAAAGCUAAUUGUGGGAAUUGUAGUUGGUCUCCUCCUCGCGGCCCUCGUGGCUGGUGUCGUCUACUGGCUGUACAUGAAAAAAUCAAAAACUGCAUCCAAACACGUCAACAAGGACCUUGGGAAUAUGGAGGAGAAUAAAAAGCUAGAAGAAAACAAUCACAAGACAGAAGCCUAAGAGAGGAGAGGUUCCAGGUGUCCAG